UUCUGUUCUGUCUUCAAUUGGCGCUCGUGGCUCUAUGGACGAUGCAUUCAAAAUUGCAAAAUCGAGUGACGCUCGCUGCAGCCAUAUUGGCUCUGAUAGACUCGUGCGUCAUUAUGCCAUUGGUGUACGCCGAACACAAACGCUCCAUCAAGCCUUCGAUCGUUCUAAGCGUUUAUCUUGCUCUGUCCACUCUCCUCGAUUUGGCUCAGGGGAGAUCUUUGUUCCUGCAAGACAAUAUUGGCUCUACGGCCCUAGCAGGUCUGUUUGUGGCGACCUUGGCAACGAAACUAACCUUACUACUCCUUGAAGAGCUAUCAAAGCAUACGCUGUUGAUAGCAAAAUUACAGGAUUCGGCCGUUGAAUCAACUAGCGGACCGAUAAACCGCGCUAUCUUCUGGUGGAUCAAUCAGUUGUUUUUCAAAGGAUUUCGAACCCUCCUCGGAGUCGGAGAUCUCGGAAGUAUAGACAAAAAGUUUUCUUCCAAUCUACUCCUGUCAAAAUUGUGCUAUUUUUGGGAUAAGAGCAAUAAGUCCGCAAAGCACUCGCUCCUCACUUCGACUUUGUCGGCUUUCAAAGUUGCUUUUAUAGCCCCAAUUCUACCGCGUUUAUGCCUUGCGGGAUUCAGCUUCGCUCAACCGUUUCUGGUUAACCGCGUUAUCGACUUCGUCGGCCAGACCUCGAAUGAUGAAUCUAGUGGGAUUGCAGGAGGAUUGAUUGGCGCUACGGCUUUGGUAUAUAUGGGCAUUGCUAUCUCGAGGUGUCUUUAUAAUCAUCUGAUUUAUCAGCUGAUUACAAUACUGCGAGGAGGUCUCGCAUCUUUAAUCUUUCAGAAGUCUAUGGAGCUGAGCGCGGCUGCUGCCGAUUACGGAGCCGCAAUCACGCUUAUGAGCACUGAUAUUGAGGGCAUCGCGGACGGCAUCAAGGAGAUGCAUGAGAUUUGGGCUAAUGUAUUUGAACUUGGUGUAGCUGUCUAUCUCUUGCAGCUCUAUAUUGGCUCUGCCUGUUUUAUCGCCGUUAUUCCGGCUGUAGUUUGCAGCAUUGUUACAUCAUACUCCACGGAAGGUAUUGGUCCCGCUCGAGGUAAGUGGAAUAGUGGAGUGGAAAAGCGUGUUUCGACGACCUCGUCAAUGCUUGCUCAAAUCAAGGGACUUAAGAUGAUGGGUCUGACCGACUAUAUGUCUGAACUGAUUCAGAACCUUCGGAUUGCUGAGCUGGAAUGUUCCAAGAAAUUCAGAAUGUUCAUUGUCCGCAUAAUAUUGAUAACCAAUUUUGGGGAUCAAAUGACUCCCGCAGUUGUCGUGCUUGCUGCUGUGUUGUGGACCCAAACGGGUCCAGAAGGGUUCACGGUGUCGAAGGCAUUUACGUCUCUCUCGAUCGUAAACCUGGUAGCACUUCCUGUUUCAAGUCUUGUGGGAUCAUAUCCUACUUUCGUGUCGUCGCUUGCUUGUUUCAACCGCAUCCAGCUAUUCCUCAACUCUGAUCAGCAAAAGGACGAAAGGUGUAAUAUUUUUCUCCCUAGUGAGCUAAAAACCUCCUCAGAGUUUGUAUCUACUGCUGAAGUCUUCUCUCAGCCGGAAUACACUUUUACGAAUGUUGAAACGCAAAAGCUUCCGUCCAAAGGUCUUGCUAACUUGACGAGUAAUGCAAUCAUUAAACUUGAGCAUGCAAGUUUUACGAUAAAAGACAAAACAGAGCCUGUUCUCCACGAUAUCUCAAUAUCCAUUGAGAGGUUUAGCCUUACCAUGAUAGUGGGACCUGUGGGAUCCGGAAAGUCUUCAAUGCUAAAAGCGAUCCUUGGUGAGAUACCCAUUUCAUGCGGAACCGUUCGAGUGCAACAAUCCCGAGGAUCAAUCGCCUAUUGCUACCAAACUGCAUGGCUGCGCAACCUAUCAGUACGUGAUAACAUUGUUGGCCAGAGCGAGUUUGACCAGGACUGGUUCGCAUCAGUUAUAAAUGCCUGCUCCCUACAGCAGGAUAUAGCAUCGUUCUCAAAGGGGGAUAAGACCUUGGUUGGUAGCGGCGGGAUCAGCUUGAGUGGAGGGCAGAAACAACGGGUAGCACUUGCGAGAGCUAUCUAUUCCCGAGAUUCCAUUGUUCUUCUGGACGAUAUAUUUAGUGCUCUUGACCCUGCCACUUCCAGGACGGUAUUCGACCGUGUACUUGGCUCAGACGGCCUCCUACGUCAAAGUGGGACGACAGUAAUCCUUACAACCCAUACAGUUUCCUUCUUACCUUCUUCCGACUAUAUUAUUGUUCUUGACAAGACUGGAAGGAUUAGGCAGAGCGGAAGCCUUUCACAUCUUCAAGCGAGUGACGGCUAUAUCAAAGAGCUAGCAUUACAAGCCCAUCCCAGUCCUACUACAGAGAAUGAACAUCAAGAGCAACCGGAGAUAUCGACUACCGAUUCGGAAAUUUCUUCUACGUCUACUGAAGAUGACGCUUGGAAAAGACAGCUUGGCGAUCUAUCAUUGUACAAAUUCUAUCUCAAGUCUGUGGGUACCUUGUUUGCAGUGGGUUUUGUCUUCCUUGCCAUUGCAUAUAUUUUCAUUAGCAGAAUGCCCCAAAUCUGGCUGCGUAUCUGGACCGAGCGUGGAACCAAAACAGAUCGUGGAAUUUACAGCGGAGCUUAUAUCUCGUUCUGCCUGGCUGCGAUAAUAUUCUCUGGCCUUGUGGUCUGGUGGUUCUUUGUUGUAAUCAUACCAAAGUCGGCGACACACUUACAUUGGCUGCUUCUGGACGCCGUUCUCAAGGCACCCUUGUGGUUUUUCACCACUACAGAUAGCGGUAUCACGCUCAAUCGUUUCAGCCAAGAUAUGACGCUUUUCGAUCAGAAGCUCCCCAUAGCCUUCUUUGAAACAACCCUUGACUCUCUGGACGUGGUCGCCGGGACAGCACUAAUUGCUUCGGGCGCGCAAUAUGUUGGAGCAGUCAUUCCUCUUUGCUUUGUGCCUUUAUACUUUCUGCAGAAGAUCUACUUGCGAACAUCUCGCCAGAUGCGACAUCUUGACCUCGAAGCGAAGUCACCCUUAUACAGACACUUCACCGAGACGCUGAACGGCGUUGUUACAAUUCGAGCAUUUGGCUGGAGACCUUCUUUUCUGAAAGAAAAUCACAGAUUGCUUGACGACUCCCAGAAGCCGUAUUAUCUCCUGUUCUGCAUUCAACGAUGGCUAGCAGUUGUUAUGGAUCUGUUUGUUGCUGGAAUUGCUACAGUAUUGGUUGCCUUUGCGGUCGAAUUCACCCAUACCACAAGUCGUGGAGCAAUAGGGCUAGCUAUGAUCAACAUUAUAGGCUUUAAUACUAGUCUGUCAAGGCUUAUCAACUCCUGGACAAAUUUGGAAACAUCCCUGGGCGCUGCUGCUAGGUUACGUGAUUUUCUUCGAGACACGCCGAAAGAAGAUAAGGAUUAUUCUGGAGACUUGCCGUCUCAACCAAAGGACUGGCCCUCAUUAGGCGGUAUUGAGCUCGAUAAUGUCACUGCUAAGUACCAACUGAGUAGUGAAACGGUUCUCCGCGAUGCUUCGCUGAGCAUUAAGCCUGGUCAAAAAGUGGGUAUCUGUGGACGGACAGGGAGUGGUAAAAGCUCCCUCCUCCUUACUAUUCUUCGGCUUCUCGAAACCCCAACCGGCUCUCUUUACAUAGACGGACUUGAUCUUUCCUCAAUUCCUGUCAACACAACCCGCUCACGCCUCACGACAUUGCCCCAAGAUCCCGUGAAGCUUCCGGGCACAGUCCGCGACAAUCUUGAUCCGUUUAAAUCUAUUAAGUCGGACGAUGACCUGGUCUCCGCCCUCAUCAAAGUAAACAUGUGUGACGUUAUCACCACCAGAGGCGGUCUCGAUGUAGAGUUCGACACCUUGAGUCUCUCGCACGGGCAGCAGCAGCUCUUCUGCCUCGCGCGCGCACUGCUACAUAAGAGCAAGGUUGUGUUGAUGGACGAGGCGACUAGCAGCGUUGAUCAGCAGACAGAUGAGGAGGUACAAAAGGCUCUUAAGUCAGAAUUUGCGAAUUGCACGGUCCUGGCGAUAGCGCAUAGACUCGAGACGAUAGGUAACUCGGAUGUGGUUGUUGUUGUUGACAAAGGCAGAAUUGUGGAAGUAGGGAAUCCGCAGAAGCUUAGAGAGGACCCUGAGUCGUUGUUCAAAGCGCUUUGGGAGAAUAGACAUAGGUGAAUCUAGUGCACACAGAGCCUUGCCAGCCUCUCGAUUCUCGAGUUUAAAUACAGUCAAGCAUCCUUUUACUUUCCAUCUAAGUUAGACGCGGCAGCAAAUUUAUUAUUCACAAGAAACUUUCACACCAACCUCAACUCCUCUAAC
Messenger RNA from Pseudogymnoascus verrucosus, 4316 nucleotides. RefSeq lists its product as uncharacterized. Bases 42 to 4172 code for a protein of 1376 amino acids. Gene Ontology annotation, molecular function: ABC-type transporter activity; ATP hydrolysis activity; ATP binding. Lineage: Eukaryota; Fungi; Ascomycota; Leotiomycetes; Thelebolales; Thelebolaceae. Gene Ontology annotation, cellular component: membrane. The transcript has 10 exons. The record is from RefSeq and is a predicted model, not a curated record. Gene Ontology annotation, biological process: transmembrane transport.